UGAAAGUGAGACCGUCGAUGGGAAGUCAGUCCCUGGUUGUCUCUUUAAAAUCAGCCAGUCAAUAAUCCUACAUCCGACACUCCACUUUCCAGGCCUGAGCAAAACCCCAUGACUCCAGCUCACUGUUCUUAAGCCACAACCGCCCUCGCCACCGUCACUGUCACCACCGCAACGCACGACAUUUACACUGUUGGCCUGGUCAAUCUCAUCAUCAAUUUCUGUGAUCGCACAUGGGCGAGCAAACCCAACACCAUCCACAACCCCUUCCUCAACUCCAACCCCAACCCCAACCCCGGCCGCAGCCCCAAUCCCAAUCCCAAUCCCAAAUCCAAGCCCAGGUACAAACGCAGCCGCAGCCCCACCAUGACGCUAUCACUUCCUCUACCGCCACCACUGAAUUAAUCAGUAUUCCUCGGCAAACCAUCUCUCCUCCAGCCAAAAUUCCCCCUUCGCGGCCUCGCAAAGUCCGUAAACUCUCUCCCGAGGAUGCUGCAACCACCGGUAACGACACCAAUUCUUCGCAAAUAACCGCCACCACCAGCGAUCCCCCCCAAACCACAGCGAAAUCCGCCAAAAUCAAAGCCACCCAACAGCGAGCCCUUGCCGUCGUACCCCAGCGCAUCAUUGCGAGAUCGUUGUCCUGCGAAGGCGAGGUGGAGAACGCGAUUCGCCAUCUUCGCAACAUCGAUCCACUUCUCGCCUCUUUAAUCGACCUUCACCCUCCCCCUACCUUCGAUUCUUUCCACACUCCUUUUCUUGCCUUGACUCGAAGCAUUAUCUACCAGCAGCUCGCAUUUAAAGCUGGUACUUCAAUCUACACUCGCUUUAUUGCUCUGUGUGGGGGAGAGGCCGAUGUCCUCCCGGAGACAGUACUUGCUUUGACACCCCAACAACUGCGACAAAUUGGGGUUUCGGGGCGUAAAGCUAGUUAUCUUCAUGAUCUUGCUAGAAAGUAUCACAAUGGGAUAUUGUCCGAUUCCGCAAUUGUAAAUAUGGAUGAUAAGUCCCUUUUCACUAUGCUUACUAUGGUUAAUGGGAUUGGUUCUUGGUCAGUGCAUAUGUUUAUGAUUUUUUCGCUGCAUAGACCUGAUGUGUUGCCCAUUAACGAUCUUGGGGUGCGCAAAGGGGUGCAGUUGCUGUACAAUUUGGAAGAAUUGCCCCGUCCGUCGCAGAUGGAUCAAUUGUGCGAGAAAUGGAGGCCGUACAGGUCAGUGGCGUCUUGGUAUCUUUGGAGAUUUGUGGAGGCAAAGGGGUCUCCUUCAAGUGCUGUGGCAGUGGCAACUGGUGCUAGUAUGACACAGCAACAACAGGAGGAACAGCAGCACCAGCAGCACCAGCAGCAACCACAGCUUCUUGACCCAAUUAAUAGCAUUCUCAACCUCGGGGCCUGUGCUUGGGGACAAUGAUUGGGACUUGGGAUGAAUUAGUUGAUAGCCUUUAUCAAGCAAUCUGUCUGAGAAGUGUUUACAGAGCGGUGCAAAUAAGUUACUGGUUACUCAUAGUAGGUUGGACGUGCGAAUAGUUUAGAGAGAGGUGUAUUUUGUCUAGCAAACAUGCUUCUAAAUUAAAUAAGACUACAUAUGUUGAAGUUCUUUUGUCUUUGUUAAGAGAAUGUUUGUUAUCAAACUCUUGCAAGACAUUAUAGAGUUCAAAGAGCUUCGCUGUUUUUGCCUUUA
Hevea brasiliensis (rubber tree) is the source of this 1676-nucleotide messenger RNA. RefSeq names its product alkylbase DNA glycosidase-like protein mag2. The transcript has 2 exons. The record is from RefSeq and is a predicted model, not a curated record. Gene Ontology annotation, cellular component: nucleus; protein-DNA complex. The coding region runs from base 231 to 1406 and encodes 391 amino acids. Gene Ontology annotation, biological process: base-excision repair, AP site formation; DNA alkylation repair; base-excision repair. NCBI's taxonomy places the organism in Eukaryota, Viridiplantae, Streptophyta, Magnoliopsida, Malpighiales, Euphorbiaceae. Gene Ontology annotation, molecular function: alkylated DNA binding; DNA-3-methyladenine glycosylase activity; DNA-7-methylguanine glycosylase activity.